AUGUCUGCUGUCCCAAGUGUUCAAACUUUUGGUAAGAAGAAGUCUGCGACUGCCGUUGCCCACGUCAAGGCCGGUAAGGGUUUGAUUAAAGUUAAUGGUUCCCCAAUCACCUUGGUUCAACCAGAGAUCUUGAGAUUCAAGGUUUACGAGCCAUUGUUGUUGGUCGGUUUGGACAAGUUUGCCAACAUCGACAUCAGAGUCAGAGUUACCGGUGGUGGUCACGUGUCUCAAGUCUACGCUAUCAGACAAGCAAUUGCUAAAGGUUUGGUUGCCUACCACCAAAAAUACGUUGACGAACAAUCCAAGAACGAAUUGAAGAAGGCCUUCACCUCUUACGACAGAACCUUGUUGAUUGCUGACUCUAGACAAGCAGAACCAAAGAAAUUCGGUGGUAGAGGUGCACGUGCUAGAUUCCAAAAGUCUUAUCGUUGA
Messenger RNA from Eremothecium cymbalariae DBVPG#7215, 432 nucleotides. Its product is annotated as 40S ribosomal protein uS9. The transcript has 2 exons. Gene Ontology annotation, cellular component: ribosome; cytosolic small ribosomal subunit. Bases 1 to 432 code for a protein of 143 amino acids. The record is from RefSeq and is a predicted model, not a curated record. Gene Ontology annotation, molecular function: RNA binding; structural constituent of ribosome. Lineage: Eukaryota; Fungi; Ascomycota; Saccharomycetes; Saccharomycetales; Saccharomycetaceae. Gene Ontology annotation, biological process: translation; maturation of SSU-rRNA from tricistronic rRNA transcript (SSU-rRNA, 5.8S rRNA, LSU-rRNA).